Messenger RNA from Condylostylus longicornis, 1554 nucleotides. Its product is annotated as protein transport protein Sec61 subunit alpha-like. Gene Ontology annotation, biological process: post-translational protein targeting to membrane, translocation; SRP-dependent cotranslational protein targeting to membrane, translocation. Bases 1 to 1554 code for a protein of 517 amino acids. Gene Ontology annotation, molecular function: transmembrane protein transporter activity; signal sequence receptor activity; ribosome binding. Gene Ontology annotation, cellular component: Sec61 translocon complex; membrane. The record is from RefSeq and is a predicted model, not a curated record. NCBI's taxonomy places the organism in Eukaryota, Metazoa, Arthropoda, Insecta, Diptera, Dolichopodidae. The transcript has 8 exons.
AUGGGGAGAAGAUUCCGCUUGAUCGAGUUAGGACGCUAUAUUGCUCCACUAUGCCCUGAAGUCACUUCGCCUGAGCGCAAGGUGGCAUUCAAGGAAAGAGCGUUAUGGACUAUUGGGUGCCUUUUCGUCUAUUUGGUUUGCUCGCAAAUCCCUAUCUUUGGAAUUGCUGUUCAUUCUGCCUCUGAUCCUUUAUAUUGGGUUCGAGUCAUAUUGGCAUCGAAUAGAGGGACACUAAUGGAGCUUGGUGUUGCUCCUUUAAUGACAGCUGGGAUGGUGAUGCAAUUAUUAGCUGGAUCAAAGUUGAUUGACUACGAUGGAAAUCUUAAGGAAGACAAACAACUUUUCAACACGCUGCAAAAAUUUCUUGGAUUUGUUUUUACCCUCGGUGAAGCGAUUGCUUACGUCAUGUCUGGAAUGUAUGGUGACCUCAAUCAACUUGGUGCUGGGAAUGCCGUUCUAAUCGUUCUCCAACUCACAGCUGCUGGUGUCGUACUAACACUACUCGAUGAAAUCUUAUCAAAGGGGUACGGAAUUGGCGACGGUGGAACAAACUUGUUCAUUGCUUGUAACAUUUGUGAACGCAUUUUCUGGAAGGCUUUUUCACCGACUCAAGUCACGACUGCCCGUGGUAUGGAAUUUGAGGGAGCAGUUGUUGCAGCCUUCCAUCUUCUUUUCACGAAGUCCAAUAAGUUUGUCGCCAUCCGUGAAGCAUUCUAUCGAUCUUCGGGUGCAAAUCUGAUGAAUCUGCUUGCUACAGCCGCGAUUUUCCUCGUCGUCAUUUACUUUCAAGGAUUUCGCGUUGAUCUUCUCAUCAAAAAUCAACGAAUUCGUGGACAAACAGCCUCAUAUCCAAUUAAAUUAUUCUACACAUCUUCGAUUCCAAUCAUUCUACAAACUGCUUUGGUCUCAAAUCUCUACUUCUUCUCCCAAAUUCUCUACAGCAAAUUCCGUUCGAAUCUCAUCGUUGGAAUGUUGGGAAAAUGGCAAGAAACUGAAGCCGGUGGACCUUCCAUUCCAGUUGGAGGAAUCGCGUAUUACAUUUCACCUCCAUUCUCACUUGGGGCCGUCUUCCACGAUCCUCUUCAUGCUUUGGUUUACAUCGUAUUCGUGUUGGUGACGUGUGCGUUGUUUUCAAAGACUUGGAUUUCUGUUUCUGGAAAUUCUCCCAAGGACGUUGCAAAGUCCCUGAGAGAACAAAAUGUUGUCGUUAAAGGCCAUCGAGAUACAUCCAUGGUGUCUGUGCUGAAUCGGUACAUUCCGACUGCGGCGGCUUUUGGAGGAAUGGCUGUUGGCGUUCUUACGAUUCUGGCCGAUUUUCUUGGAGCUAUUGGAAGCGGCACUGGAAUCCUUCUUGCUGUCUCUAUUAUUUAUCAGUAUUACGAAAAUUUAAUGAAAGAGAAGGAAUCAAGGGCACUCGUGCCUUCAAACACAAUAAUCGGAGCUGGAUCUCUCGUUCCACCCGGAAAAAUCUUAGAAAGUGGUUUUCUUUAUGUUGGCUCACCAGUGAAGAAAGUCAGAGCACUCCAUGAGAGUGAACUGAAGUGGAUUCAGUAA